AUGACGCACAUCAAAGGCUCAUUUGUGUUAACUCGCUCACCUACAAACAAUGCGAAUGUUCAUAUAUUUGACAUACCCAAACAAUUCCCCUUGGCUACUUCUUUUAAACAAAAACGGCAGAGUUUUUCAAUUGAUAAAAUCCAUGACAAGCGAUCAACUGUUUCGCAUAACUCAUACGGUUUGGAUGGCAGCGACGAUGAGAAUGGCUUCGAGCAAUUGCGAACUGAUAAAAGUUCAUUAUUUCCGGAUGCUUUAUAUAACUCCGAUCUGGAUGAUGAUGAUGACAAUGAAGUCAUCAAAACAAAUAAAGCUGCUUCUGCUGAAGCGUUAUAUUUAUCUAGUUGUGAAAAGUAUGGUGUCAAGCCUUCAUCUAUAUUUAUCAAUAUUAUAAAAAAUGGAGAAACAUGUGUGAGUAUUUGUCAUGCAAGCAUGAGUCCAAUGGAUAUUAAAGCGAUGGUAUCCUCUUUGGAAGUAUGCUCCUCAAUCACAAAGUUAAAUCUAAGUGGAAAUGAACUUGGUUCGCUUGGAACGAUUCAUCUAGCUAAGUUAAUCAAGCAUAAUAGAUGUAUCACUGAAUUGAAUUUAUCUCACAAUAAUAUUGGGCAGAAGGGCUGUGAAGCGCUUUGUCAAUCGCUUCUCUUCAAUUGUAUGGUAAGUACAUUAAUUCUUGAUGGUAAUCAUUUAGAUGAUAAAUGUGCUAUAUAUCUGGCUGAAUUACUCGCAUCACACAAAUACCUUAUUCACGUUAGUUUAUCGAAAAAUCUUUUCGAGAGCACAUCAGCCGCACAAUUGUUUGCCGAAGCAUUAAGUAAUAAUGAAUCAGUAGAACACUUGGAUGUUUCAUUCAAUCAUUUUCAACAAAAAGCAACUGCAGUAUUUAUCACAUUUCUAUCAAAAAACUUCCGAUUACGAUCGCUCAAUUUAUCUUAUUCAAGUUUUGGUCUAGGCGCAUCGAAGGCAUUUUCUUUAGCAAUGCAAACUAAAAUUUCACAAUUGGAAAAGUUAGAUUUAUCAUCGAAUAUCAUCGACGAUUCAUGCGCUCCGUAUUUAGCCAAUGUAUUGAGUACAAAUGAAUCUUUGAGAAAAUUGAAUCUAAUGCAGAAUCCUCUCAGUGUUGAUGGAUGUUACACUUUAUUAAAACCGUUGCAAACGAUGCCAACAUCUCAACUGGAAACUAUUGAUAUACGUGACAUGUCUAUCAAGAGUGAAGCAUUUAUAGUUUUAGCAAAUGAUUUAGAAGAUCGACUCCCAAAAUUACGUAUUCAACGCGGAGAAAAACAACCAUAUCCGAGUCUUACGUAG
Molecule: messenger RNA, 1302 nt
Organism: Adineta ricciae
Lineage: Eukaryota; Metazoa; Rotifera; Eurotatoria; Adinetida; Adinetidae
Source: the annotation of a GenBank genome assembly